AUGGUAUCCAGUGAAUACUUGGGUGGCACCACUGGCGUGUCUGCGUUGACUCUUCCCGGGGUGUCCAUUACUACAGGCGUUGCGAAGGAAGCAGCCGCUGCUGUUGUAGAUGCGGAAGAGACAAACCCCUCGCUGCCGCAGAAUUGGUCAAGCACGCGGAAAUGGCUUAUCUUGAUCCUCUUAUCCCUGAUGUCCCUUAUAGUCAAUAUGUCCCUGGUUAUCUGCUCGCCCGCGAGUUCGGCCCUCACCCAAGAAUUUAACAAUUACGACGGCUUUCUGUCAGUUUUCUACAUCACGGUUCCAAACGUCGGUGAAGUCAUCGCUCCCCUCUACAUCGGCCCGUUGUCCGAGCGUCUCGGGCGCGUGCCCGUCUGUCAUUUCUUUAAUCUCUCGUUCCUUAUCUUCACUCUGAUUGCAGGCUUCAGCAACAGCUUUGCUAUGCUUAUUGUGUUCCGGUUCCUCGCCGGCGCGUCCGUCUCGUCUAUUUGCCUGAACCCGGCCAUCACGGGCGAUCUGUUUACGAUAAAGGAGCGCGGAUCAGCUAUGUCGCUCACGAGUUUAAUCCCGAUCCUUGGCAGCGCUGUGGGUCCCAUUGCUGGAGGUUACAUCACGCAGUACCUUAGUUGGCGCUGGACGUUCUGGCUGAUAGCCAUUAUCACUGCUGUUCUGUCGCUUAUUAUGGGGGUUGUACUGAAGGAGUCGUAUGCGCCAGUGAUACGUCGAAAGAUGCUUAAAAGUACGAGCUUUGACGAGGAAGAUAUCAGGCCGUCACCGAAAUACUUCACAGGUUGGAACGCGGCAACGGUCAAGGCGCUUGCUCUGCUCGCGGUGCGCCCGUUUAUUAUCUUAAGCAAAUCCCGAAUUGCAGUGCUUAUGGGAAUUUAUCUGGCACUCCUAUUUGCCUUUAUUUCCCUCCUUGCCGCGACCAUUGCGACAGUUUUCCAAGACGCCUAUGGCUUCUCGGAGAGCCAAUCGGGCCUUAUCUACAUUGCCAUGACUAUUGGCACACUUAGCGGCGCUCUAAUGUGUCGCUUUACGCUUGAUUACUUCCUGCUGCGGGGUCUGCCAUACAAAAAGUCCGAUAAUGAUAGCACACCACGCCCCGAAAACCGCCUCAUCCCGAUCAUACCCGCCAUGAUCGCCUUCCCUUUCGGCCUGCUCUUGUACGGCUGGUCUUUCGAGAGACGCUUUCACUGGAUCGUGCCUACCCUCGCGACCGUGCUCUGUGGGUUUUCGUUGUCGAGUAGUACCACUCCGAUCAUGAAUUAUCUGGUGGAUAUCUUCGGUGACCGCUCGGCCUCUGCCGUCGCUGCUGUACUGCCUCUACGCUACAUCGGCGGUGCCUUUAUACCUGUGGCUGCUCCAUACAUGUACUCUCGGAUCGGCUACGGCUGGGGCAAUUCAUUGCUGGCCUUCGUGCUUCUGAUUGCCGUGCCUGCACCAUUAUUUGUGAUUGUUCAGCCGCGGAGGAUGAGGGUCCUGACGGGCGUUGCGGAGUGA
Messenger RNA from Aspergillus tanneri, 1500 nucleotides. RefSeq lists its product as uncharacterized. Gene Ontology annotation, molecular function: transmembrane transporter activity. The transcript has 3 exons. NCBI's taxonomy places the organism in Eukaryota, Fungi, Ascomycota, Eurotiomycetes, Eurotiales, Aspergillaceae. The record is from RefSeq and is a predicted model, not a curated record. Gene Ontology annotation, biological process: transmembrane transport. The coding region runs from base 1 to 1500 and encodes 499 amino acids.